Guyanagaster necrorhizus is the source of this 3039-nucleotide messenger RNA. RefSeq lists its product as uncharacterized. The record is from RefSeq and is a predicted model, not a curated record. NCBI's taxonomy places the organism in Eukaryota, Fungi, Basidiomycota, Agaricomycetes, Agaricales, Physalacriaceae. The coding region runs from base 1 to 3039 and encodes 1012 amino acids. The transcript is spliced from 3 exons.
AUGGCUGCCACCGUCUACCCCUCACGAACCGACACGAGUCCGAAUGUACAUUCGAUGUACCCGCGAGCCCUAAUUGCUGACCUCGACUUCGGCGACAACCGAUACCCCUCAACGACCACUGCACCUCGGUCAAGCCCUAUCGUCGGAGACAAGUCCACAAGGGAUUCAAAUGUGCAAAGGGAGGGCGGUUCGAGUCGAGGGAAUGACGAAGCAGUGGCCACGAGCACCCUAUCGGUCGGACGGACAGCAGAUAUACCAAGGGCGUCUGAUCAGCACCUUCAGUCACAGUCGCGAGGGCCGUCCCGUGCAGAAGCCUCUGACCUUGCAUCGAUAAAAUCCCAAUCACAGGAGCCGUCGCAGGAGCCUCCACGUAGCCAAGUGUCAUAUGCCCUGCCUCAAGGAGCCUCUCGCCGUGUGGUAGAACGGUACAGCUUGGACGACAACACACAACGUGCCCCUUCCAGAGCCCAAGAAGAGGCCCGGCAGCCCCCCGUGGAUGCCUCGCCGCAAGGAAAAACUGCUUUGCCCAGGUUGCCGUCACAGGAGCCAAUAGCAGGUCCUAUUCCUUCCACUCCCCGCCAUCCUGCUUUGCCCGUUUCCGGCGCUGUUGCCGGUCCCAGUUAUACUGUCGCAAUGCCUCCUGCAAUUAUCCCAUUAUCUGCAUCUCCUGGCUAUGCACCUCCUGUAUCCCAGCGUCUUCGAGUGUAUGCCCAACAGCCGACCUUCAUUAAUCAAAGCACGACUCCAAAUCCCGUGAAUCCGGUCUAUUCCCCUACGCCUCCUCCACCUCGACAAGAAGAGGUUUGUGUUGAAUGUGCCAUGCGUGAUCAGGAUAUGGCCGAUGUCGACGUAACAUCUCCAGGAAUGUGGGAGCGGGAGAGUGAUAUCUUGUAUGAGGAGCUAAAACGCAGAGAGGAGGAGGAGGAAGUCACAGGAAUCCUCAAUGUCGAUGAGCCUCCAAGGCCAAGAGCGAAGGGUGGCCGCCUAACUGAGCAAAAUGUCAAGAUAUGGCUCAGCGUGACCGCACGAGAAACGACAUCGCGGAACCAGACCCUCAGUGCGUAUGUCACUGCACAGAGGAAACUGCUAGAAGAAGAAGCUCUCGCACAUACCCGUGCAAUGCAAGAGGCGAAACAACUUGAUAACAGGAUGCGAGAUGCCUACUCCCAAUUACGACGCUCUGCAUACGACAUGGGUAACAGUGCAGCACCCAGCGACGACACGGGUGGGGUCCGUAUCAAACCUCCUCGAUCUCCUACGAACCCGCUGCACGAUCGCGCACAUUCUCGUGAAGUAACCCUCUUGGAGAACGGCAUGAUUGUCGAACACGUGGACGUUCGCAAAGAGGAACGCGAGGCUCGAGAGCGCCGCCGCAGGGAGGAGAGACGGGCUCGAAAGUCUUCUCGAAGCUCUUUCGUCGACGCUCACUCAGUAAUGUCUUCUCCGAGUCUUCCCACUGACAGUGGCAUUGGUCUCAAGCCAUCGACGCGCUAUUCUCAAGGCAGUCCGGGUCGGCCUAUGAGUGUCCUAACUGCACCCCUUGAUCGUCCAGAGCUUCCGCGUGCUCAGUCCCAGGCCUCGUUUUCAGAUGUGCACAGCUUGAGCUCCACGUCCCCACGACGUUCUCGCUUUUUUGGAUUCCCUAACUUCCGGGAAGGAUGGAAUAGCCGUGACAGCUUGGCGGUAUCAGGGAUGUCGGGAAGCAUGGUUGAUAUGCACGUUGCAUUGCAACGUGAAGAUGCGGCUAAUCGAUAUGUAUCCUCUCCCAUUGAUCUGAGCACUCCUCGUCGGAGUCAGCUGUGGAACGGUGCGGACUUGGAACCCUUGGAACCCACUGUAUCACGUCAGUCUCGGUAUUCAGAGAGCAAGAGCCAGAAGAAGAAGAAGGGACUCGCUAAAAUCUGGCGCAUGGUGACGAAAGGAUCUAAGCAUGAUGACAUUGCCAGCGAGAAAAGGCAGCUACAGUCCAAUCGCAGAACCGAAGAUGAUUACCCCCUAGCACCACCACCACCUCUUACCUAUCUUAUGAACCGUGAAGGUCGUCAUGCUUCUACACCUUCUCUCACCUCUUCCCCACCAAAACUUACUGCCGGCGUUUCCCCCCCUACAGCUCCCUCAAGCCUUCUACCUUCUCCUGCUUCAUCACGGCCUUCUGUCCAAGACGCAGACACAGCAGUUGUACGCAAGUUGAGCGGCAACUAUGAUGACGUCGACGAAAAGAGCCCGUCGAGAAACGUGCACUUGAUGACUUCUGAUCCCGACAUACGCAAGCGUGUUGCAUCUUCAUCUCCUGUUCCCGCCCUUCCCAAUAAUUAUACCAGUCUUCCUGUUUCCUCUGCUGGCUUGACACGCGAAAAAUCGCUGCCUCCACUUCCUGGAGAGGCACGACGCCGAUCUAAUAAUGCCCCAACGUCAUCAGACCGACCUCAAACUGUAUAUACCUUCGACACCCGAAGACCACCUCCUGGAGCUGGGCCGACCCAUGACUUCCUUCCGCCUCAAGCACCCUUCCGUAACCCAGAAGCUCGCCGGCAGUCCUUCGGUGGGCUCACGUCACGUCCAAAUCUGGAUGGACUAUCAGAACGGGCGCGGAACCAGACAAUGGCAGGCUAUGACCAACGUGACUCAAUGGGUCCCAUAUACGACGAAUUUGGUGGUUCAAGGCGAUCAUUGCGCCUUGAUUAUGCUGCGACGACAAGCAAUAGGAAUAGCCUACCCCAACCUACAAAGCGAAAGUCCAGAUUCGGACUAUCGUCUUUACUCGGCAAGAAGCAACCAGAAAGAAAUCCGAUGCAGGAUAACGUUGCCCAACAGUUCCCUUCGUUCCGGCAGUCGGCUGGGUCUGAUGCUUUGGACGAGGUGACAACCAACGGAGGCUAUGCUACUUCUGCGUCGCGACAUAGUGCGUUCAGCGGCGUUGGUGGACCAAGGAUGUCCAUCACUUCCCGAAAAGCAUUAGAGGAGCUCGUAGCACAAGAUACGGACUUCGUGGCAUACCGGUAUCCCUCUAACGAUCAGCAUUUAGAUUUGGCGCGGUAA